AUGGACGUCCACAACGCAGCAGUAGAAAAGAUAGCAUCUCAAGUUCGCGAUUUUUACUCCUACCACAAGCCUUACCGCAUCUACCAUGGCUCGACCAACAGCACACGAGAUUCCCGAAGAGAUCCCAACAGUUCCAUCGACACAAGCAAACUCAAUCAUGUCCUCGACAUCGAUACCCAUACCAAAAUCGCCACCGUGGAACCCAACGUGCCCAUGGACGACUUCGUUCGCGAGACAUAUCAGAGAGGCCUGGUCCCGCUGGUCGUGAUGGAGUUCCCAGGGAUCACCGUGGGUGGGGGAUUUGCCGGAACCUCUGGCGAAAGCAGUUCGUUUCGACAUGGCUUUUUCGACAAUACCGUCCGGUGGAUUGAAGUGGUUGUGCCCAAUGGAGAAAUUCAACGGAUCAGUAGAGAAGAUAACCCCGAAUUGUUCUGGGGCGCGGCAGGGAGCUUCGGGACUUUGGGAGUUGUCACUCUGCUGAAAAUCCAAUUGCGAGAUGCGGCGCCAUGGGUCGAGUUGACCUACUAUCCCUUCUCCCAGAUCGACGACGCGAUGGCACAGGUGCAACGAGAAGUCGGCAAGGAAGAAGUGGAUUAUCUAGAUGGCAUCGUCUUCUCUCGCAACAACAUUGUCAUCUGUUCCGGCAAACUGAUUAAUACUCUCCCCGCCUCCUCACCCGACUAUUCACCAGAAAUCCACUACUUUCUCCGCCCGCAAGACCGCUGGUUCUAUCAACACGUCUCCCGCCGAACCUCCCACACCUCCUCCCCCGGUCAACCCAUCACCGUCUACACUCCUCUCGCAGACUACCUCUUCCGCUACGACCGCGGAGCAUUCUGGGUCGGACGAUAUGCUUUUUCCUAUUUCCUCACCCCUUUCAACCGCAUCACCCGCUUCCUCCUCGACCGCUUCAUGCACACACGAGUCAUGUAUCACGCCCUGCACGAGAGCGGUCAAGCGAAAAUCUACAUCAUUCAAGACGUCGCCAUUCCCUAUGAGAAGGUAUCCACAUUCCACAACUGGCUCGAUGAUACCUUUCACAUCUACCCCAUCUGGCUCUGUCCCUUACGACAGCGUCGCGAUGCCCCCAAAUCGGAAUUCGGACUCUAUGCCGACUUGGCCAAUGCGGCAAAAACUCCCGAAUUCAUGAUGAAUUUCGGCGUCUGGGGACCAGGAGCACGCAAUCGGAAAAGAUUUAUCCAGCAGAAUCGGGAUUUGGAGAAGAAAGUCGGGGAAUUGGGAGGUAGGAAAUGGUUGUAUGCGCACGCAUACUAUACCGAAGAAGAAUUUUGGGAAAUUUAUAAUCGAGCGGAUUAUGAUGCGCUCCGAGAGAAGUAUGGCGCACAAUAUUUGCCGAGUGUUUAUGAUAAGGUGAAAGUGAAAGAAGAGGAGGACGUGGGUGCAGGAGGAGGAGUAGGAGGGUGGGUAGCGUGGUUGAUGGUGCUGUUGUGGAAUAUUUGGCCGCUGAGUGGACUUUAUGGGGUCUAUAAGGCUUUUAUGGGAGGGGAAUAUUUGAUGCAGAAGAAAUCUAGUCAGAAGAUGAAGGGGAUUAAGGCGGAAUGA
This is a messenger RNA of Sphaerulina musiva SO2202, 1563 nucleotides long. RefSeq names its product FAD-binding domain-containing protein. Gene Ontology annotation, biological process: steroid metabolic process. The record is from RefSeq and is a predicted model, not a curated record. Gene Ontology annotation, molecular function: Delta24(24-1) sterol reductase activity; FAD binding. The transcript has a single exon. Gene Ontology annotation, cellular component: membrane; cytoplasm. The coding region runs from base 1 to 1563 and encodes 520 amino acids. NCBI's taxonomy places the organism in Eukaryota, Fungi, Ascomycota, Dothideomycetes, Mycosphaerellales, Mycosphaerellaceae.